UUUUGAACAAAUGUCAGCUCAUCAAGUUGCUCCAAGUGCUUUUGAUUUCAAACCACCGAAAGUAUCCUCCAAGAGAAAAAACAGAGCGAAUGAUAAGGAUAAAUGGAUAGCAAACCGCCCUUUUUUCGGAGGAUUUGGAGCCCAGACAAAGAACAAGCAUACAACUGUAUAUAAUAAUCAGACUAGCAAGUCUGCUGUCAGAGCAGGAGGUUUUCAGCUCCCUCCCUCCAGAGAGAAAAGGAACAGAGCUAAGGAACGGGAUAAUUUUGUUGUUUUUAACUCGACUAAGGCCCAGAAUACCUCUUAUAGGGGGAUUGGAAGAGAUCCCAACAUGGGAGUUAACAUUGAGCAGAAAAAGAAAUCAGCUCCCAGAGCAGGAGGAUUUCGAAUCAGCAUCAAAAAGAAAAAGAAUAGACUUGAAGAACUUAAGAAACUCAAAAAUCUUAAUGCUGAUAGCCAGGGAAGAUGGGUUCCUGCCCCUGCUGCUAAAGAGAUAGCACAGUCAAAUAGGGAAGAAGUUAAAAAUCAAAAUAACAAUUUGCAAAGACAAUCUUCUUCAAGAGUAACAAAAAGGAAACCUCUCGUGAGACUUAAGAAGCCUCCACAGUCUGACUUAGCCGAUCGGCCAAUUAGAGGGAAAAUUCCUGGAAAUCACAUUCCUCCAUUAGAAAAUAGACAAGGUACCAGAUUUGAGAGGUUUAUGCUUGAGGAAAGUAAAUCAGAACAGUUCACCAAUCUGGAAGAGCAUAACCAACUUCCAUUAUCUCACAUCAACAAUGAAUUUUCUAAUCUUCCUGAAGAAACUUCUGAGGAAGAAAAAUAUUAUCAGCACAGAAUCGUUCAGGAAGAACUACAAAACGCCGAGCAGAUAAUCUCUUCGGAAGUUGCUCAGAAAACAGAAAAUAGAACCGAUUCAGUACAAGUAGAUGAGGGAGCAGAGGAAGUUAAGAAGGAAUUCAAUAAAUCAGGAAGAAGUAAGCGAAAGAAAUGGGAUACUGGUGGCAGCAAUAAAGUCACAAUUCCUACAAAUAUCAACGAUAAUGUGAAUCCAAAAACAGCUACUCAGCUAUCUCAGUUGCACAAUAUUGAGGACAAGGCUGCGAAACAGGAUGAAGCUAUUAAUAAAAUUUAUGCUCAUAUUGAAGAGCAGAAGAAGCUUGAUGAGGAGCUACAAAAGAAGGCAACUAGAGAGAAAGUAUCAAAACCUAUCCCUCCUCAAGCUCCACCGAAGAAUGGACUCUUCUCUGUUGAUAGCUUGCUCAACCAGAUCAGUGGACCCGAUCCUGAUGAAUCCAGAGAGAGCAGUACCAAAAAGAAGAAAGCUAGUAUUAAGAAAGUCAAUAAUAUUGUGGAGAGACUCUCCCAACCAAAAACUAGUCAACCCAGAAGAGAUCCUGACGAAGAAGAGCUCAGAUCUAUCAUGAAUAAAUAUGACACUACUGAAAAGAGGAUUGGUGGAGGAGGUAAGAAAGAAUUCAAGUACAUUAACCCACUUCCUUCUCAAUCUUCUGGAUCCUUGAGAAAGAAGAAUAUCAAAUUUAAACCUCAGUAUGAUAACAGAGAUAUUCUGGAUGAGAUAGAUGAGAUAGAGGAUGAGUACCAAUCCUCAAAAAUGAAUACAGAAACUCUCCCAAAGGAUAUUGUAACUUCUCAAGAGGAUACUCUACUUGCAGAGACUCUUUGUAAAGAAAUUCUCCCGAAAGAAGAGACAAAGGUUCUCGACACACUGAUCACGACUAAAAGUCACUUAGAAACUAAUAAAAUCAGCGAGCAUGUUACAAUGGUUGAUAAUGCAAUGAAUGAAAUCUUAGGUGGGCAAGAUGAGAGAACCUUUAUUGAAGUUAACGAAACAAAUCAUGCAACACCUCAAGAAGAAGAUAAAUUCACUCCAAUGAAGGAGAAAUCAGUGAAAAUUAUGAAUGAUACUCAGGUCCAGCAAGAAUAUCUAAAUAUCCCUGUGAAAGACACUCCAAAAAGAAGUUCCUUUGACUCAUUGAAUGAAAGAGUUAUUUUAAACAACCAUCUUGCAUCUCCUGGUGGCCAAAGUGAUCUAAAUGAAAGAGAUAUUGAUCUUGAAGAACAAUAUGAGCAAUUAAUGAGAGGAGAUAAAGCAAGUCAUCAAUCUGAUAACCAUGGUAGCGGGAGUGACACAGAUAGCCUCAAUGACAUCGAUGAGGAUCUUACAAAGCUCUACACAGGCUUGUAGUGCUCCUAGCCAUAAUUUUCUAAUAUAAUUAUGAAAUCAUUUUUAUCAAUAAUCGAAACAAAUUAC
Molecule: messenger RNA, 2272 nt
Organism: Moneuplotes crassus
Lineage: Eukaryota; Ciliophora; Spirotrichea; Euplotida; Euplotidae
Source: the annotation of a GenBank genome assembly